Molecule: messenger RNA, 225 nt
Organism: Coniophora puteana RWD-64-598 SS2
Lineage: Eukaryota; Fungi; Basidiomycota; Agaricomycetes; Boletales; Coniophoraceae
Exons: 2
Coding region: 1-225 (74 amino acids)
Source: RefSeq, a predicted model, not a curated record
AUGAUCCGAGCGAUAACGAACACAGAAUUCCAACACUACCUUGUGGGUCCCAUCUGGGCGCUGGUGGCGGAUGUGAAGCGGCGUCUGCAGGGGGCGGAGGUGGAGUUUACCAACAACAACUGCAACAGUGAGCACGUCGAUGUCCCAGAAAAUGGGAUGGCCAUAGACAACCACAAAGCACCAAUCCAGGACAACGACAAGCUUAACAACAGUACCUGGGCAUAG